Molecule: messenger RNA, 3562 nt
Organism: Hevea brasiliensis (rubber tree)
Lineage: Eukaryota; Viridiplantae; Streptophyta; Magnoliopsida; Malpighiales; Euphorbiaceae
Product: polyribonucleotide nucleotidyltransferase 2, mitochondrial
Exons: 16
Coding region: 118-2994 (958 amino acids)
Biological process (GO): mitochondrial mRNA catabolic process; mitochondrial RNA 3'-end processing
Cellular component (GO): cytosol; mitochondrion; chloroplast stroma
Molecular function (GO): polyribonucleotide nucleotidyltransferase activity; RNA binding; 3'-5'-RNA exonuclease activity
Source: RefSeq, a predicted model, not a curated record
CCAAUUUGAUCAUACGGACGUAGCAAAUUCUUCCUGUCAACUCUCUCACACUAAAACCCCUUAAACCCUAAACCCUCCUCUGCCUCUCGUCUCUCAGCUCUUUCUCUCAAGUUGUCAAUGUCCUCAUUAGCAAGCAGAGCCAAUCCUCUCCUCAAUUCUCUUCCUCAUUUCCUCACAUGGCGUGCGCUCGGCUUCCGCACCAUCUGCAGCGGCCGCCUCGGCUUUGCACCCUCCGAUCCGGACCCACCUCACGCCGGAACCAAGGUCCUUGAGACUUUCAAAGAAGAAUUCGAGAUUGGAUCGCGCCUUAUUACCCUCGAAACGGGGAAAAUCGCUCGAUUUGCUAAUGGCUCUGUCGUUUUAGGCAUGGAAGGAACCAAAGUGCUAGCCACAGUCACUGCUGCUAAAGGCGACUCUGUUCGAGACUUUUUACCUCUCACUGUUGAUUACCAAGAGAAACAAUUUGCCCGAUGUGUAAUUCCUAAUACAUUCAUGCGAAGGGAAGGUUCUCCAAAAGAACGUGAGCUCUUGUGUGGUCGUAUCAUUGACCGACCUAUUCGACCACUCUUUCCUGUUGGAUUUUACCAUGAAGUUCAGGUAAUGGCAAGUGUUCUUUCUUCAGAUGGGAAACAAGAUCCAGAUGUAAUGGCAGCUAAUGCGACAUCUGUUGCUCUGAUGUUGUCAGAUAUUCCUUGGGGCGGGCCCAUCGGAGUGAUACGCAUAGGAAGGAUUUGUGGACAAUUUAUUGUUAAUCCAACCAUGGAUGAGCUCAGCUUAAGUGAUCUGAACUUAGUAUAUGCCUGUACAAAGGACAAAACCUUAAUGAUAGAUGUGCAAGCUCGGGAGAUAUUGGAGAAAGAUCUGGAAGCAGGGUUAAGACUGGCACAUCCAGAGGCUGUUAAGUAUCUUGAACCACAAAUCAGACUUGCUGCCAGAGCUGGGAAGAAUAAGAAGGAUUACAAACUGUCUAUGGUGUCUGAAAAAACAUUAGAAGAAGUUAGAAACUUAGCAGAAACACAAAUUGAAUCUGUUUUUACGGAUUCCUCGUAUGGCAAGUUUGAACGUGGAGAGGCUUUAGAUAACAUUACACAAGACGUAAGAAGAAAACUUGAAGAAGACUGUGAUGAAGAAAGCUUAAAUGUUCUUCCAAAGGCAAUAGACACAGUAAGGAAACAGGUUGUUCGCAGGAGGAUUAUUUCAGAAGGAUUUAGAGUUGAUGGAAGACGUCUUGAUGAAGUCAGGCCUUUGUAUUGUGAGGCUGGUAAUUUACCUCUAUUGCAUGGAUCUUCACUUUUUUCUCGUGGAGAUACUCAGGUUCUCUGUGCUGUGACACUUGGAGGACCUGGAGAUGCGCAACGCAUGGAAUCCUUGGUUGGACCUCCAACAAAGCGCUUCAUGCUGCACUAUAGUUUUCCACCAUUUUCAAUUAAUGAAGUUGGCAAACGAGUUGGCUUGAACAGGCGUGAAGUUGGGCAUGGAACCCUUGCUGAGAAGGCUCUGCUUGCUGUUUUGCCUCCUGAGGAUGAUUUUCCUUAUACUGUUCGUGUCAAUUCUGAAGUCAUGGCAUCUGAUGGUUCAACAUCAAUGGCAACUGUUUGUGGAGGUAGUAUGGCUUUGAUGGAUGCUGGCAUUCCAUUACAAGAACAUGUUGCUGGUGUUUCUGUGGGUCUUGUUAGCGAAGUUGAUCCAUCAACUGGUGAAAUCAAGGACUAUCGUAUACUGACUGAUAUUUUGGGCCUCGAAGAUCAUUUGGGGGACAUGGACUUCAAAAUAGCUGGAACACGUAAUGGAGUUACCGCAAUUCAGUUAGAUAUAAAACCUGCUGGAAUUCCUUUAGAUAUCAUUUGUGAGUGUUUAGAACACGCACGUAAAGGCCGCCAUCAAAUCCUUGAUCACAUGGAACGUGAGAUUAGUGCACCACGUACUCAAGAUGACAGGAAUCGUCCUCGGAUAGCUACAUUGAAGUUCAGCAAUGAUGUUCUUCGUCAGCUAAUUGGCCCUCUUGGUGCUGUUAAGACAAAAAUUGAAGAGGAAACAGGAGCCCGAUUAUCUGUUAGUGAUGGUACACUUACUAUUAUUGCCAAGAAUCAGAUUGUAAUGGAAAAGGCACAAGAAAAGAUUGAUUUCAUGGUUGGCCGCGAAAUUGAAAUUGGUGGGGUUUAUAAAGGCAUUGUAACUUCAAUAAAAGAAUAUGGUGCCUUUAUUGAGUUUAAUGGUGGCCAGCAAGGUCUGCUGCAUAUUUCCGAGUUGUCACAUGAACCGGUCUCUAAGGUUUCAGAUGUAGUAUCUGUUGGUCAGCAGCUUUCUUUGAUGUGCAUAGGGCGGGAUGUUCGUGGUAACAUUAAAUUAUCCCUUAAAGCAACUUUACUUCAGCCAGGGCAAUCGAAGACGAAUAAUGUGGCUGAAGGACCUGUUCCUGCCAUGAACGAAACUCCCAAGGUCUGGGCCUCAGUUGAGAGUGUGUCUAAUGAACAAGAUGAAGUGAAACCUAUGGCUGAGUUGCUGGUGAAUAGAAGGGUGGUCAGUUCAACAUCAUCAUCACCAGCGCUUCUAAUUCGAAGUGUUGAAGAGUGUGACGAAGAGGAAAAAUCUGCUGGUCUGAGCGAGGAUUCCAAUAUUACAUCUAAAACCUCGCAGGCUUCAAAAAGGAAUAGGAAGUCAAAAACAAAUCUACCUAAAAAUGAUGACUCACAUUCACCAUUUCCUAGUUCUGUUAUCUUUUCACAUACUGAGGAUAGCUUGAAUAAUAACGAGGCUGAAGUUGAGGCUCCUAUCAGUGCAAAAAAUUUGAAACUCGGGACAAAGGUUACUGCCAAGAUUUACCAAAUUCGUAGACAUGGGUUGGUCCUUGAUUUGGGUGGUGGAGUUCGUGCCAUGUAUCGGUUUGAGACAAAUGGCAAGAGGGAAUUUGAGCUGGGUAAUGAGCUACGAGUCAAGUGUACAAGCUUUUCCAGCAAGGGGGUCCCAAUAAUGUCUUUGGUGGAUGCAUAUUAAUCAUCACAAUGUCUAAUUUAAUGGCCACAAAAAUAGCGACCAGCAGAAGUUGAGUCGAAGAAAUUCGUGUGGCAAUACAUACCAAAAAUUGACAGAAAUUUUGCGUUUCACUCGCAUCUGGACGAGACCUGUUCGUGGAUAUGGCCUUGGUUUGAGCUAGCCUUCGUGAUCUAGCAAAAAAUUACUGAUGAUGGUGCUCAUUUCAAGAUCAAUGUUGCUAUAUGUGGAGCAUUCUGACCUGGUUCUGUCGUUUAAAAAACUGUGGUGUUAUCAUCUAUUGCUCCUAACCUGAAAAUUUUGGUUUGCUGCUUUUGCUUAUCUUCUUUUUUUCAAAGUUCCUAUGUUGUAAGAAAAUUUUUACGUUGUUUAUGAGCCGGCUUUUAUUUUGUUCAAAUUUGAGUACUAGCAGAUAGCCUGGCCAUGUACUAAUUCAGCUGGCCCGUGGCCAAUGGUGAAUCUUAACCGGACCCAGAGAGGCUGGUUUUCCACAGCUUUGGGCCGGUUAAGGGUGGUUAUGGUUUAGGUUUCAAAUUGAGAUAAUUUAAUAGUUAAAAUAUUUAUUUUUCUA